Messenger RNA from Colletotrichum costaricense, 1263 nucleotides. RefSeq lists its product as uncharacterized. Bases 1 to 1263 code for a protein of 420 amino acids. NCBI's taxonomy places the organism in Eukaryota, Fungi, Ascomycota, Sordariomycetes, Glomerellales, Glomerellaceae. Gene Ontology annotation, molecular function: magnesium ion transmembrane transporter activity. The record is from RefSeq and is a predicted model, not a curated record. Gene Ontology annotation, biological process: magnesium ion export from mitochondrion. The transcript is spliced from 2 exons.
AUGUCCGUCGCUGACCGCAUUGUCAGCUCCCUAGCUCCGGCCGACAAUAACGCGCAAACGAUUCAGGGGGGCAUCUCGGCUUCGACCCCGGCGGCGGCGGCCUCGUUCGAGGAGGAUAGAUAUGCGGUACAGACGGGAGGACUUUUGCCGGAUAUCAGAACAGUCGGACAAUCUUUUAGACAGGAGGAUAUGAGUUUACAAGACGACUCUUUCGAAGAGGAGGGCCGCCCGCCUUACCUCCACGCCAUGAUUGCUGGAGGUGUCGGAGGUUCGACGGGCGACAUGCUCAUGCACUCCCUGGACACGGUCAAGACGCGGCAACAGGGCGACCCGCACAUACCGCCAAAAUACACGUCUCUGGGCUCGUCAUACUACAAGAUACUACGGCAAGAGGGCGUCCGACGAGGUCUUUACGGCGGAUGGAUACCGGCUUUGGGUGGUUCCCUUCCGGGCACGAUGAUGUUUUUUGGGACGUACGAAUGGAGUAAACGGUUUCUCAUCGACCAUGGUGUGCAACAGCACCUGGCCUACCUCACAGCUGGCUUUCUCGGAGAUUUAGCCGGCUCCAUCGUUUACGUUCCAUCCGAGGUGUUAAAGACCCGCUUGCAGUUGCAAGGACGGUAUAAUAACCCCUAUUUCAAAUCGGGCUACAACUACAGAGGAACCGUUGAUGCGGCGCGGACAAUUGUCCGUCACGAAGGACCGGCUGCGCUCUUCCACGGUUACCAAGCAACACUGGCCCGUGACCUCCCAUUUUCAGCACUUCAGUUUAUGUUUUGGGAGCAAUUUCAUGCCUGGGCACGCACCUACAAGCAGAGCAGAGAUGUUGGUGUGCCGCUAGAGCUCCUUACCGGCGGUCUCGCCGGCAGCCUGGCUGGCAUUAUGACAUGUCCUCUGGACGUCGUCAAGACGCGUUUGCAGACGCAGGUGCACCCUGAUCUGUUGCCCAAGGAGAUGAAGCCGGUGGUCAAGGGCGCUGCGCACGCUUCAACGUCAAAAUCUCAGACGCGCAACAUUUCAACGUCUUCACCCUCGACGCAUACCCCGCGACCAGGCGCGGUCAAUCUGCAGACCUCGUCUGUCAUCGAAGGUCUCAAAGUCAUUUACCAGACAGAGGGGCUCAGCGGAUGGUUCAGGGGCGUGGGUCCCCGUGGUGUCUGGACUUUUAUUCAGAGCGGCACCAUGCUGUUCUUGUACCAACGCAUUCUCAAGUCAUUAGAGACUUGGGAUCCACCAGUGGAAGAGCAGGAGCGUGCCAUCUAA